CCCAUAUUGCACAAUUGAAGAUGGUAUGGAGCCUUUUACUGGCUCAAAUCAACUAGAAAAAUAUGUCGGAUAAUGAUAAGAGAGGCUCUGUCGAACCUGGUACUCAAAACACAAAAAAUCUGCAAAUUACUUUUGUCGAUCCUACGUCUACUACAAUACCUACAUUGUUAUGCUCUACUAAUAUUAUGAUUUUCUAUCCUGGGUAAUGACCAGACAAAUGAUCCAUACAUGAUGACGCAUCAAGAUGUAGCUUUUGAAUCGUACCAACUUGGAUGCAAUACUCCCAUAGCAAAUACUGAUGAAUACAUGAAUUUUGUUCUUAAAGAAUGCAUGCAUCUCUAAGAUAAGGAAUUUAGCUCUAUACACGAUGACGCACCAAGAUGGGUAUUAAAGAGGGCUACAACUUAUUUGGAACAUGAUAUAGUGAGCCUCAGUUCCGUACAUAUUACUAUUAAUUUAAUCGAGGAUGGAUGUUUGUAUAGAUGGGACCUAAACUAAAAAAAUGCCUAUUUUCAGUGUAUCCAGGUGCUCGACUCGCUAGGCCCAGGAAUGCACCGCAAAGACCUCACCGCUAUGCUGGAAGGCAAGGGCAAGAACACCUUACUGCUUGUGAAGGAAUGCUUAGUCCGUGGCUGCUGUAUGCACAGAUGCAUGCCCUCUUGCCGGCAAAACAGCAGCAACAGUCACCUCUGGACAUGCCAUCAGUUCCUAGAAGAAAGUGGUGUUCGAGUAGGAAGAGGGAGGAGAUGCAAACAUCGCUGCUAAUCCGACCAGUUCAGGAAACACAUAAAGAUGAUAUGUAUCCUUUGAGCAAUAGGAUCAGCUUCAUGUCCAUACGGUCACCACACAUGCCAUGCAGGCGGCAAGAUACGGGCAUGUCCAUCAUCGACUUCGAUGACGGCGAGAUCGACGUGGUGCAGCACAACUCUGUCCGAGUCAGCAGCAGCGAAUUGUUUCUACGGAGGUCUAAUCCUUUUCGGUACCAGUCAAAAUCCAACUUUUUAUUGCUAUUUCGCAAUGCACUCUUGUGUGCAUAAUUAUUUAAAACUGAAAACAUCUGGAGUACACCUGAUCCAUUCUAAUUCUAAAGACUAAAGAAGUUGCACUUCCUGCUUCCAGAGUGUAAAAUGGUGCACUUGAAUGAUUGGUUGUUGGGACUAAGCA
Molecule: messenger RNA, 1164 nt
Organism: Triticum aestivum (bread wheat)
Lineage: Eukaryota; Viridiplantae; Streptophyta; Magnoliopsida; Poales; Poaceae
Exons: 4
Coding region: 483-1037 (184 amino acids)
Source: RefSeq, a predicted model, not a curated record